AUGGGGCUGCUGAAGACCCUGGUAAUCCUGCAAGCCAUCUACAUCGGCACUUGCAUGGAACAGCUGGACAUCAUAUACGAAUGGAAGGAGCUGGACUUCGCGUAUCCCACUCCUGAAGCGAGACAGGCCGCCCUGGAUUCUGGUGCGUUCGUUCCGGGGAAUACCAUCCCCAUGGGUCUUGAGGUCCAUGGACAGAAGCUGUUCAUCACAGUGCCACGGUGGCGAAACGGAGUACCUGCCUCGCUUACCUAUAUAGACUUAAAAGAUAACUCGACAAACUCUCCAGUAUUGAUCCCUUACCCCAACUGGGAAGCGCAUGACUUGUUGAAAGGCAAGCCAGAAAUCGUAUCUCCAUUCAGAGUAAGAGCUGACAAAUGCAACCGGCUUUGGGUCUUGGAUAACGGCAAAAUUGGUAGUCUGGAGAACGACACAGUCAAGUACCCACCGGCGCUGCUGAUCUACGACCUCCUGAAUGACAACCUUCUGAGGAAAUACUCAUUCCCUGAUGAUCAGGUUAAGGAAGAUUCGGGCUUCGCAAACAUAGCUGUAGAAGACACUGAUUGCGAGGACACAUACGCGUAUUCAGGUGAUUUGGGUAAAGCUGGCAUCGUGGUUUAUUCGUGGAAGAAGAACGAGACCUGGAGGAUCACCCACCACUACUUCCAUCCUGACCCUACCGCGUGCGACUUCAGCGUAAAGGGCCAUAAUUUCAGCUGGACGGACGCCAUCUUCGGACUCAGUUUAUCAGCGCCCAACGCUGACAACUUCAGCACCCUCUACUUCCACCCAAUGGCAAGUUACAACGAGUUCGCCGUCUCCACAGAGUAUUUAAGAAACCAGUCGAUAGCUGAUGCUAAUUUUAACGCCUUCAAAUUGCUCGGCAGUCGAGGUCCAAACGCACAAUCCAGCGCUUCCUUCAUCGAUCCAAAAACAGGUGUCCUUUUUUACUCCCUGGUCAAUCUGAACGCUGUAGCGUGUUGGAGGACGACCAACAAAGAGUACAUAAUGAAGAACCAGGGUAGAAUAUACAUGGAUGACGUCAAGAUGAUAUACCCGACCGAUAUAAAAGUUGAUUACGAUGAGAAUUUGUGGAUCCUGUCGAAUAGGAUGCCAAUUUGGAUGUACGGGAAACUGGAUCCUAGCGAGGUGAACUUUAGGGUGUUUUCAGCGCCAGUUCUGAAUGCGAUCAGUCACACGGCUUGCGAUGUCACGCGCAGGUCUGAUAUCCUAGAUAAGUUUGUUAAUAAGAUUAAGAAUGUCAGCAACGAGAUAGCAGCAAAGGUGGCGCCAUCUGGUGCUGUAAUGCCUUCGAGCUGUUUAGCUCUGAAAUUAGAAGCACCAGCUCCUUUUCCAGACGUUGUCGAUGUAGAAAAUUUACCACCUCGCACUCCAUUAAGGCAAAUGGCUCCCGAGACGCCUCAGUCAUCGACACCGAGGCAAGAACAAACAAAUGAUCAUACCAAAAAGAUCCUCCAACAUGUUUUACAGAAUGAGGAAUACCAGUUAGCAAAGAGCUGUCUAAUAAGAACAACGUUGUCGCGCAUGCCACCAGGACCAAGAGACUGCUAUGAGGAUGUGUCACAAAUGCAGCAAGUGGUACCACGAGGAGAGGAGAAGGUGGACCACGUAGCUCGUAUCCGCCAACAGUGCGUGGACUGCUUCAAAGGGCCGAACCUCUUCAAAACUAUCGUCGUCUUGGUCUGCAUCACUAUUGUCGUUUAUCAGGUUAUCUCGUGUAUUCAAAAGUUGACAAAUAUUCCGAUAACGACUCACUCUCACUUCGACUUCAACAAGACAAUCGCUUACCCGAGCGUCACUUUUUGUCGGGAACCACCUUACAAGACAGCUAAACUCGAGGAGUACGGACUAUCAUCACACCCUCGCUUCACUUCCACCUGGAGGGAGUUCGACUUCUCCAAAAUCUCCCUGGAUGAUCUCUGGGAAGAGAUAACAUACAACCAAAGUGACUUUUUCGUGCAAUAUGGUUUGGAUUCCAACAAAGACAAUGUUGAAGUAACAUCCACCCUUGGUUUCGUGUAUGGCCGCUGUUUUACACUUACUCCACGUCGCAAGGACACGCAGGCGACGAAGGAACGAGGUUAUUCCAUCACCCUGCAGCACACGAGAGAUGAUAUUAAGACCACCACCAGCGUCACUCCACCGGGCUAUCAUGUGUUCGUGCAUUAUGAGAAAGAGCCGUACACAGAAGUAGAAGUGUACAAUGGUGGUCUGGUGGACUACCUGUACAUGAACACAGGGGAGACCCUGGAUGUUAAACUGACCGUCAACGAAUAUGCAAUGAUCAGCGAUGAUCUGACUCCGUGUACCAACGAGUUGAAUUACAGUGCUAACUAUUGUACAACCAAGUACGUUUCUGAUGAAGUCAGCAAAGAAGCGAAUUGUUCAGGGCCAUGGAUGGAUAGCACACUGCCGAGAUGCGACAACUAUAGAAGCUUACGUUCAUUGAUAGCUGCAUAUAUAGACAAGUACAAGAACCACCAAUGCGACAGCUGUCCUCGUAUCUGCCGGUCCCUCCUCUACAGCGCUUUCGUUGCCGACCGCCAAAAGUUCUACUUCUGGGACAGUAAAGCUAAAGCCUGGUCAUAUACUGCAACCGAUGCCAACCUGCAAACACAGAUAUACAUACACUUCAACAAUAUGAUGGUGACAGUGUUCGAGGAGAAAUACAAUUACGACUGGAAUCUCUUUCUUUCCGACCUCGGCGGCAGUGUGGGUUUUCUCCUGGGCCUGUCCGUGAUUGGUCUCAUCGGUAUUUUGGGCAACAUCUGGUCUAACAUACUACGUCCAUUGAUCUGCCGAAACCGUCAAAUAAGGACGCCUGCGACGAUUUCCCUUCAAGGAAGCCCGUUGAAGAAUCGUUAUUAA
This is a messenger RNA of Leptosia nina, 2886 nucleotides long. NCBI's taxonomy places the organism in Eukaryota, Metazoa, Arthropoda, Insecta, Lepidoptera, Pieridae. The record is from the annotation of a GenBank genome assembly.